AUGGAUCGGAUGCGGACGCGGGCACUGAGGGCGCGCGAGCCUGUGUUUGCGGCAUCGCCGCUCGGCCCCGUUCCAGACGGGUUCUUGGAGGAGAUCUUGGGCGACGCGGGACGGGUGGGCAUGGGUGUGCUGGAGGAAGCAAUGGACAUCUCGCCGUAGAUGUCCAUCGAGGAACAUGUGUGUAUGUAUGGGAGUCGGGAACGGUUUGGAUUUCCUGUUUUUCUUUUUUUUUUUCUAUGACCUUUUCUUUUCUUUUCUGCCUCCCCUCGAUAUUGCCAUCUCUUUUUUGAUUUUUUUUCGCCUCGUCUCGUUCUGUUUAUGGGUACACACCCCACCACCACACUGCUAUACGAUAUGUUAUGAUUCACCGAAAUUUAUGGACCCGCCAAUGCGCA
This is a messenger RNA of Heterobasidion irregulare TC 32-1, 395 nucleotides long. RefSeq lists its product as uncharacterized. The annotation marks the transcript as partial. The transcript has a single exon. The record is from RefSeq and is a predicted model, not a curated record. NCBI's taxonomy places the organism in Eukaryota, Fungi, Basidiomycota, Agaricomycetes, Russulales, Bondarzewiaceae.